AUGUCGGAUCCCCCUGUCUUGAUCGUCGGCGCAGGCAUUAGCGGCCUCAUCCUAGGUCAGUAUCUCCAAAGCCAAGGGGUUCGCUUUCGAAUAUUCGAUCGCGAUUCUGCGUUAGAUGCACGAUCAGGGGGAUGGGGACUUACUUUACACUGGAGUCUCCCUGCUCUACGUCAAUUGCUUCCUAAACACAUACUUGAACGUUUCCCUGACACCUAUGUCAAUAAGGAGGCUGUGGCUCGAGCGGAUGUUGGAAGCUUCCAGUUCUUCGAUUUGAAAACAGGCGAGGCGUUGUACAACGUCCCAGCGGAAGAGAGGAUUCGUGUCAAUAGAGGGCGACUGCGUGAACUAUUGACGUCUGGACUGGAUGUUCAGUGGGACAAAACUCUCCGGGAUAUCGAGUCAUGCGAAGAAUCCAUCACUGCGCAUUUUGAUGAUGGCACGUCCUAUACUGGACGUAUGCUAGUUGCUUGCGAUGGCGCUCGGUCGCGUGUUCGUCAAAUUUUGUAUCCGGACAGCGAGAUGAAUAAGCUCCCCGUGCAGCUUCUCGGAGCAUCUAAGCUCUAUACCCAGGAUGAGAUGGGUGGCGUGGAGUUGAUUGAUCCUUACAUCUUCCAAGGAUCACACCCCGAUACCAACGUAUUCCUUUUUUUCAGCUUCCUGGAUACCCCAAGCAACUUCGAGGAGAGUAGCAAAGACCAGUACCACUGCCAAAUUAUUGUUUCAUGGGCAGAUAGCAAGGGAAUUGUCCUUCCAGCCAGUGGUCCAGAUCGCAUUGCGCUCAUGAAGAAACUGACCGAUAACUGGGCUGAGCCGUUCCGCUCUUUGGUACAGAAGUUGCCGGAAGAUGCUGAAGUGAGGUCAAUUCGGAUCGAAGAUUGGAUGUUUAAGCUUGGAAAUGAGCAUAAACAUCCGCGGACAGUUCUUGUGGGUGACUCUGCUCAUACAAUGACUAUGUUUCGAGGCGAAGGUGCAAAUAAUGCCAUUGUGGAUGUGUUAGACCUUGUCAAGAGAGUUUACAUGCAGAAUCCUGAGUCAUUUGCUCUCAACUCCUUGAAGAAUUCCUUGGACGCGUACGCGAACGAUAUAUUCUCGCGUGCCGAGCCUUCUUUUCUUGCAUCACGACAAGCUUGCAUAGAUGCGCACGACUUUUCAAGAAUCGAAGGAAGCCCCUUGGUGACGGCACGAGUGGUCAAUGCUCGGAAAGAUCAGAUAAUUGACGCAUAUCACAAGUGA
This is a messenger RNA of Penicillium angulare, 1233 nucleotides long. RefSeq names its product FAD-dependent oxidoreductase. The transcript is spliced from 3 exons. Gene Ontology annotation, molecular function: FAD binding. NCBI's taxonomy places the organism in Eukaryota, Fungi, Ascomycota, Eurotiomycetes, Eurotiales, Aspergillaceae. The record is from RefSeq and is a predicted model, not a curated record. Bases 1 to 1233 code for a protein of 410 amino acids.